This is a messenger RNA of Sphaeramia orbicularis (orbiculate cardinalfish), 1926 nucleotides long. It is a transcript of the gene fosl1a, whose product is annotated as FOS like 1, AP-1 transcription factor subunit a. The transcript has 5 exons. Gene Ontology annotation, cellular component: nucleus. The record is from RefSeq and is a predicted model, not a curated record. Bases 185 to 1216 code for a protein of 343 amino acids. Lineage: Eukaryota; Metazoa; Chordata; Actinopteri; Kurtiformes; Apogonidae. Gene Ontology annotation, molecular function: RNA polymerase II cis-regulatory region sequence-specific DNA binding; DNA-binding transcription factor activity, RNA polymerase II-specific. Gene Ontology annotation, biological process: regulation of transcription by RNA polymerase II.
UUCACAAUCGUUUCCAGACUUUGACUUCUAGGUGUAUGACUAAGAACGAGGACAUGUACUGACAGUCAUUUUGGGGCGUUUUAGGCCAAAUUGAAAAAACACAACUCGAGUUUUUCCUUCCUUGUUCCCCCUAAAGAAGAGACCGUUUGGAUUCUACCAACUUACCGCAAUAAGAACAGAAAGCAUGUAUCGAAACUUUGGGAAUCAAGACAGAGGCAGUCCGUCCUACACAGGAUCCGGGUCCGGGACAGUAUCACUGGGAUCCUCCAGCACCUCAACCACUCAACAGGAACAGAAGUUUACCAUGGCUGGCAGCAGUCAGUUUGUACCUAGCCUCAAUGCCAUCACCUCCAACCAGGACCUGCAGUGGAUGGUCCAGCCCUCCCUGAUGCACCCACCAGGGCCUUCACAGUCUCCAGUCCCUCCUUACCCCAGUGUCUCCAGGGUUCGGCCACUGGGUCCACCACUCUCCCAGUCCCAUCUUCUGAGACCAGGGGUCAUAAGAGCAGCUGCAAACACCACAACUUCCACAAGACGCAGGAAUGAUGAACAUUUAUCCCAUGAAGAGCUGGAGAGACGCAGGGUAAGAAGAGAACGUAAUAAACUGGCAGCAGCAAAAUGUCGCAAUCGCCGUCGAGAGCUGACAGAUUCAUUGCAAAGUGAGACUGACGAGCUGGAGGAUGAAAAGUCCCGGUUACAGAAGGAAAUAGCAGAUUUACAAAAGGAGAAAGAAAAGCUUGAGCUGGUCCUGGAGGCCCACCGUCCCAUCUGCAAAAUAGAGGAAUCUGAUUCGGAUUCUGACCCAAACCCCUCUCUUUCAUCUUUGGAAGGCAUUAAAAUGGAGUCUGUGGGUCGCAGCAGACCGGGGCCCUCAACAAAACCACCAGUAAAGAUGGAGAAGCCCAAACCUAAGAUAACCAUCCCCACCAAGGGGGCAUCUACAGCUUCUACUGUCGCCUCAGAAUCAGAGUCACUCCACACUCCAGUUCUUACAUCUACUCCUUCUCUUACUCCCAUUACGUACGGGAUGGUUUUCACUUAUCCCUCUGCUGCUUUAGACACCAGUGCCUCCACCUCAUCCCAUGGUACAUCUCAUCAUGGGAGUGUCCAUCAGUCUCAGGCCCCUCGGCCUUGUGGGAUAGCCCAUCGCCGCAGCAGCAGCAGCGGUGACCAAUCAGAUCACUCUCUGCACUCACCAACCAUCCUCACACUGUGAUUUAUUGCCCUGUGAUCCUGGCAAAACACUAAUGUUCAGUCCUCAUAUAGUUGUAGUGCAUGACAAAAGGGUCAGUGGAAAAUAUGAGUGUAGUUAACAUUUCAAAACGAUUUACAGUUUGUGCAUCUGCUUCAUUUCACCUCUUUAGGAAGUUUGUUUCUGUACUUACAUAAAAUGACAACUAGUGGCAUUAUCAGGAUAUGAUUGUUACACUCUUUAUAGAAUUUUAGAAAUAUAGUCUUUAUAUUUUAAGCUAUAAGGUGGCAUGAGGAGUAGUUUAAGGUACAUUUGUUAAAGAAAGAAUUGCAUGCAGAAUAUAUUCUAUAAGAAUUGUUAUAUACUUAAAAAAAAUAUUGAAUAUAUUGUACCACCAUAUAAUAAUUCAUAACUGAAUUUAAUGACAUGUUACAUUGUUAGAUCCUGUAAUGUGACACUUUACAAAUGUGGAAAUAGAAUUCCUAAAACUAAAAGCUUGUUAUUUUUCUAUGUGUUUUUAAAUGAAAUCAUAUUGUCUAUGCAAAUUAUUGACCACUAAGGCUGGGCCGUAGGAGUUGAAAUACAUACUAUAAAACCCAAUAUUUAUUUGAGAGUGUAAUAUAUUUUUGGUAAUGUUUUUAUCUGACAAAUGAACUGCUGGUAGGCAGUGCCUUACUGCUAUCUUUUGUCAAAUCUUUACUACUUCAGAGAAAAUAAACGGAAGAAUGUGAAAA